AUGAAAUGCUUAGCAUGUUCGAAUUCUAUUGAGAAGGGAGAAUUAUUGGGUUGCGUUACGUGUAAAGGAACUUAUCAUUACAGAUGUUUGAAUAUUACAACGGCGAAAUUUAUGGGUAAUUUCCAACAAAUCAAACGAACAUGGAAGUGCCCUACUUGUACAAAUGUUACUAAAAGACGACACAGAAAUGAUGACACCCCAAUAAAAAUAAUUCGUGAAGAAUCGUCCCCCUCCGAUUUAGUUGACAUGUCCUGUGAUAAUAUUUCGCAGACAGAGGAUAGUAACGAACAGUUAUUCCCGAAUAUGGAGCAUCCUGGAGUGCCCAAAGUGAAUACUUUUUCAUUUUCCCUAGAAGAAAUUGGUAAAUUGCUGGAUCAAAAAUUAGAAUCCAAACUAAAAAGCGCACAUAUUUGUCUAGCCACAGAAAUCAAGCAAGAAUUUCGUGACGUUUUAAAGAAUUUAGAAAGUGAUUUCAAGCAAAUAACUGAAUCCUUAACACAAGAAGUAUGUAACUUAAAGCUUGAGGUCAAUACCCUUAGUGAAAAAGUGCAGGCACUCGAGAAUGAAAACAUGUGCAUCCACAAAGAAAUUGAAUCUCGUCAAACUGCUCAAACAAAUGCACACUUGGAGAGUAUUAUUACGGAGUUACAGCAGCAAAUAACCUACAAAGAUCAAGAAGCCCUGCUAAAUGAUGUCGAAAUAGUCGGAAUACCAGAAUUUUCAGGCGAAUCAACAAUGCAUAUUGUGUUGACCGUUGCCUCUAAACUCGGAGUAUCUCUAACGGAACAAGACAUAGUUUACGCUGAGCGCGUCGGUCGCCGUUUAAAUUGGCUGCAUAAGGAUACGCGAAUAGGUAACCAAAACAACACAUCAUUAUCUAUUAGUGCGCGCCCCUUGGCUGUAAGAUUGACGCGUCGUACAUUACGCGAUCACUUAUUAAAAAAUGCUCGAGUGCGCCGUACGCUUACUACUGGAGACCUAGGACUACCACCUCACGAAUCAACUACUUUUUAUGUUAAUGAACGUUUAACAAAAAUAAACCGCAUUUUAUUUGCUAAAACACGUGAAAUAGCUAGAAAUUUAAAUUGGAAAUUUGUAUGGACAAAGAGGGGGUCGUGUUUAUGUUAA
Parnassius apollo (apollo) is the source of this 1128-nucleotide messenger RNA. Lineage: Eukaryota; Metazoa; Arthropoda; Insecta; Lepidoptera; Papilionidae. The record is from the annotation of a GenBank genome assembly.